Messenger RNA from Ambispora leptoticha, 3009 nucleotides. The record is from the annotation of a GenBank genome assembly. NCBI's taxonomy places the organism in Eukaryota, Fungi, Glomeromycota, Glomeromycetes, Archaeosporales, Ambisporaceae.
AUGCCACCAAGUACACCACCUGGACCUCGUUCCUCGCGAAGUACCUCUCAACAACCAGAUCCACUGGGUACUCCUUUAUAUCUCCAUAGACCAGACGCGUAUGUUACGCCAGGAAACUAUGCCACACCACCACCUACCUUAAAAUUAUUUCCAAAUCACUUAAAGAACAAUAGCAGUGCGCAUGCUUCUUCAACUAGUACUUCCGUGCGACAGCUAGCUUUUAGUUCUCCCUUUUUUAGUAGUAGAGAUAGCGUGGGAAGUAGCGCAUUCAGUAACUAUAGCACUGAAACGAAAACAGAAGAUCGAAUGCGUUACUGGAGAAACGCCGCACUUCAAUACCACAUGUAUGAGACUGCUGCUUUUUGGGGGAAUAAAUUGACCAGCAUAACUGGCAAUCCUGAUGAUGUAUAUUGGCUGGCACAAAUAUAUUUUAUGAUGGGACAAUAUGCCCGCGCGCAUAGUUUGUUAUGGAACUUACUCGAAAUAAGUACCGCUUGUAGAAUAUUAGCAGCCGAGUGCAGUAUUAAAUUGGAAAAAUAUCAGGAAGUAUUUGAUAUUUUAUAUGAAGAAAACCCGCCAGAAAUUACCGAAAAAGCUAAUAAUCAUCUAGAUGGGUCAAUAAAAUUGGAAGCGUAUAUGUGUUAUCUCCGUGGAUAUGCUUACGCACAACAAGCCAAUUUGGAUCAAGCGAAAAAAAAUUAUAAAUUAGCAGUGGUCCUGGAUGUCAGAUGCUUUGAGGCUUUCAAUGCUUUAAUUUCUAAUCAUAUGAUGACGAGUAAAGAAGAAUGGGAAUUUUUAAAUUCACUCGAAUUUGAAGAACAGUGCGGCAAGGAAGAUGGUACGUUUAUAAAAAUGAAUUAUAUGGCUAUGCUGAAGAAGUAUGAUCACGUUAAAGAGAUUGAGGCGUCUAGAGAAGAACUCGAAAAAACAUAUUCAUUGGUCGACAACGCUGAUGUGAUGCUAAGUAGAGCUGAGCAAUUAUAUGCUCAAUGCCAAUUUAAAGAUUGUCUAAACGUCACCACAAAAAUUCUUGAUAUCGAUACACACAAUCAAGCAUGUCUCCCGAUACACAUAGCAUGUCUUCAUGAGUUACGUGAAAAAAACAGAUUGUUUUUAUUAUCUCAUGAGCUUGUGGAACAUUAUCCGGACGCGGCAGUCACUUGGUUUAGUGUGGGCUGCUAUUAUUACUUAAUUGGACAGAACGAUGAAGCUCGGAAGUAUUUCAGCAAGGCUUCAACAAUGGAUUCACGGUGUGGGGCAGCAUGGGUGGGAUUUGGACAUUCUUUCGCGGUGGAAUCGGAGCAUGAUCAAGCUAUUACUGCUUAUUCGACUGCAUCGAGAUUGUUUCAAGGUUCCCACCUGCCGACAUUAUUCAUAGGAAUGCAACAUCUACAAGCCAACAAUUUCAUUUCUGCAGAAGAAUAUCUGUUCACUUCGUAUCAGAUAUGCACAGGCGAUCCACUUGCACUUAAUGAAUUGGGCGCGAUUGAAUAUUUUGAGCGCGCACUAAGUCUGGUUGUAGCCACUAAAUCGCGUACACAAGUAAAGGAGACAACAUGGAUGAAUCUUGGUCACGCUUAUCGAAAAACGGGUAAGCUUGAUAUAGCAGAAUCAUAUUUUCAAAAAGUUGCGGCGAUUUCACCGCCAAAUGCAAAUGCACUAUCUGCUAUCGGUUACAUUUAUCACAUCAAAGAGAAUUACUCACAAGCCGCCAUGUAUUAUCAUGAGGCACUCGGGAUCAAACCAUCUGAUCUAAUAACGCAGGAUUUACUCGUCAGACCUUUUAACAAAAUAAAACCUCGCACUCGCAACUAUACCACAAUUCCCUCGCGUGCACUUUCUUUUGACUUACGAGAGCUCUUCGAACAACCAAGAAACCUAGACUACGCGUCUAACUAUCAGUUAAUAACUGCAUUCGACGCGGCAAAGGCAGAUACUAUACCAAAAUGCUCCUUAAUGCUCGUCCGAGACUUUAUAGAUAACUCAUUGUAUAACCCAUAUUAUGGAUAUUUUUCUAAGGAGGCAGUGAUAUUCUCGCCGGAGAACUUUGACUUUAAUAAAAUCAAAGAUAAUUUGCAGUUCAUGAGAAUGUUGAGUAAAGCUUAUGCAGCAGUUGAAAACGAGGUAGACGAGACUGAUAAAGCUGCUAGACAGGUUUGGCAUACGUCAACGGAAUUAUUUAAGCCGUGGUAUGGAUACGCGAUAGCUAAAUAUAUCGUCGAAAAAUAUAAAGCAACUGAAAACCCACAUCACGAACUGAUAAUAUACGAAAUGGGUGCGGGUAAUGGAACAUUAAUGUUAAAUAUUCUUGAUUAUUUAAAACAAUUUGAGUAUUCAAUAUAUCAGCAGACGCGAUACAAGGAUAAUUUUGCACACGAUGCAAUUUGCUACGAUACUGAGACCGAAGAACCACAACAAGGAAUAGUAAUUACCGAUGAAAAAGGAGAAUACGAAGAUGUAUACGAGCCAGUGACAGAUCCUCUUAUUCUUCGUUACUUAUCUACGCGUGAAAAAACAUCCUAUAAAACUCCCAUCUUGCAUAAAUGGCGUACCCUUCGAAAAUUACGUCAUCGGAUGCCAUUUGCUCCUUCGUUAUCGAAGCCAGAAUUUCUACCCACCAAAGCUCUUUUAUUCCUAGAAAUCAUUAAUGAAUAUUUUCCGCGACAUCGAUUAUUGAUCUCGGAUUUUUUCAAGUUACCUGAUGCUAUACCCGGAGUUGAUGCGCCUGUGGUUCAGACACGGUUUGAGCGUACUAUGGUUCCUUGUUCAACAUAUAUGGUACAGCCUGGGUAUUUUGAUAUUUUCUUUCCCACAAAUUUUGAAUUAUUAAAGAGUAUUUAUCAAGUGCUACGUGACGAUGGAAAAAGUGGUAGUCAGUCAGAAGAAAUACAAGUAUUUACUCAGAAAGAUUUCCUAAAGAAAUAUGGUGACCUUGAAAGAACGCGGACAAGAAGUGGUGAAAAUCCCAUGUUACUAUAUUAUGAGAAUAUAAAGUUUCUAAUCACAUGA